GAGCCAGUUCUAUCGCAGAAGUUAUCUCGAGUAGUCCUUCAGUGGUUGUGUUCGUCCGGUUUUCUCGCGAUUUUUUCCGAUCUCGAAGAAUCUCGGUUGCUACUACUCUGACAAAAAGAGAGAUGUCGAUGGCUGGGUACUAAAGGAAUCAGGAGCUGACUGGAGAAGAAUCUAGUCGCGCUCGUUCGAAUCACUGUUGAGUAAAGCCAGCAAACACACUCGAGGAUCAUGAAAAUGGUGCUGUCUCAACGUCAGAGGGAGGAGUUAAAUAAGGCGAUCGCGGACUAUCUCAGCACCAACGGCUAUCAAGAUGCACUCGAGGCGUUCAAGAAGGAAGCCGACAUGCCCGGGGAAGUGGAAAGAAAAUACGGAGGCCUUCUGGAGAAGAAAUGGACUUCGGUAAUACGCUUGCAAAAGAAGGUAAUGGAAUUGGAAUCCAAACUCUCUGAGGCAGAGAAAGAAUUCAUAGAAGGAGCGCCAACCCGUAGCAAAAGAUCACCAUCCGAAUGGAUACCAAGGCCGCCUGAAAAAUACAGCCUCACUGGACACAGAGCUCCCAUAAACAGAGUUAUUUUUCAUCCUGUGUUUAGUCUUAUAGUAUCUGCCAGCGAAGAUGCCACCAUUAAGGUAUGGGACUUCGAAAGCGGCGAAUUUGAAAGAACAUUGAAAGGACACACUGACAGUGUACAGGACGUAUCAUUCGACGUAUCCGGUAAACUGUUAGUCUCAUGCAGUGCAGACAUGUCUAUUAAGCUUUGGGACUUUCACCAGUCGUUCGCCUGCGUGAAAACCAUGCACGGACACGAUCACAGUGUCAGCUCUGUCGCAUUUGUGCCACAAGGGGAUUUCGUAGUGAGCGCAUCUAGGGAUAAAACCAUCAAAAUAUGGGAAGUGGCGACAGGUUAUUGUGUUAAGACAUUAACAGGGCACAGAGAGUGGGUACGAAUGGCCAGGGUAAGUCCCUGUGGUGAACUAAUCGCUAGUUGCUCGAACGAUCAAACGGUGCGAGUAUGGCAUGUAGCAACGAAAGAGACAAAGGUGGAACUCAGAGACCAUGAUCACGUCGUAGAGUGUAUCACAUGGGCACCGGACAGCGCCAGAGCAUCGAUUAAUGCUGCAGCAGGAGCAGAUAACAAGGGUGCUCACGAAGGACCUUUCCUCGCAUCUGGUUCGCGGGACAAGGUAAUCCGUGUUUGGGAUGUCGGUGCCGGCGUUUGUCUCUUUACCCUCCUAGGACACGAUAAUUGGGUACGCGGCAUCGUCUUCCACCCCGGUGGCAAGUUUAUCGUCAGUGCUUCUGACGAUAAAACCCUGCGAGUCUGGGACACGCGCAAUAAACGAGCAAUGAAAACCCUCGAGGCGCAUGUUCAUUUUUGCACCUCUGUCGAUUUUCACAAAAGCCAUCCUUACGUGGUCACCGGUAGUGUCGAUCAAACGGUGAAGAUCUGGGAGUGCCGCUAGUCACCAAAACAACCGGGUUUCUUAGAACCUUCGUCGAGAAAGAGAGAUUGUGAAAAGAAGGCGAACGAUGCGCGUCGAAUUCAAUGGAAACGGCCGAGAGAGUAAGAUGCUACAAAAAUGUUAUCGUACAUACUACUAUUAUUAAUAUUAAUAUUAUUAUACACACAUAAACACGUACGAUUAAGAGCUCUUUAAUUAAUUUAUAAUAAAGUAUAAUUAGUAAUUAUUAAUAAUACAUAUACGUUUUACGGUAACGAACUGCACGAUUCGAGGAGAGUCGGUUGAGGUUUAGCUCUUUCUCGCGAGGAGGACACUUUGCCAUAAUAUUUCGUCGGCGGUUUAAAAAAAAAAAAAAAGAUAAGAAACAAGUAUUCCGAGUAUCUCAAAAUUGUAUCGCAAGAACACUUGCUUUUUUAGAAACAUCCAAAACUAAUGAUCUCGCAGCGAAACGCACGUAACGUGAAAACGUAUCGAUACGAACAGUGUGCGUCGUCCUCCUCCUCGAACCGCCGAUGAUGGUGACCAGAGAAUUUCGGCUGUGCCGUAUCUCCGGAUUGUCACGGUCACUCGUUCUCGUUUGCUACGCUGACCUCUCUUUGAGCGUUCUUGACAAUGUAAAAUCGGCAAGUGACACCGAUACGUAUGACACAGACGCGCGCGUAUCUGCUCUCGCAUACACACAUACGAGAUAUUCGGAGUCGUUAGCGUUUACCAUGUAUUCAGAUAUGUCAAUAAUUUAUCCAACGUUGAUCGAGUGCGUAGCAUGUUCCUGGUACAAAGAAGCGUGAACACGGAUGUAAAGCGAACGAACGUGGCAAACGGGCGGACAGAUUUUGGAGCUCUGCGAUAGAACGAGAAACACAGGGCAUUAGGGCGUCCGUUUGGAACGUUCAAGUUACAUGCUGCGUAUGUCAGUGUAUGUGUGUACUAUUAACGUUCCCCUGAAAUCGUCGAAACAACCCGACGAGAACGGCCAGAGGCGAACGCAACCCCGAAGAAACUGCUGAAUCAGAAUAAAAAAAAAAGGGAAAGUAGGCUUUCGGCAGUGCAUGGCGUCCAAACAACGUGCAUUAUUAACGGUAAUAUUUAAAAAAAAAGAAAAGUACGAGGGACGGCCGAGUGAAGCGCGCGGAUUUUGUGAAAACCUACAGAAAAAUACUAAAUAUACUAAACGUGUAUUCGUACGGAAGUAUUUGACAGGCGCAUAAUUUAGUUUUGCGUGGGGUCCCGAGACAUGCGAGGUACUAGUUGUAUAUUUAGCUCUAAACUACUAUUAGCGGGUAGCGCAGACCGUAGAGAAGAAAAGCAGAAAAAAAAAGAAAGGGAAUAAUAGUGAACGAUCGGUCGGUACACACAUUUACGCAGGCAUAUAUUUCGUCAAGAUCUCGUAUAACGAUUGCUUAAUUAAGGCAAAUUUCUCCUAACCAUUAUCCUCCUUCGUCUAUCGAUAUGCGCCAAUCUUUAUUCUAUACGAAAAUUCUCCCCAACAGAGCCAGAGACCAUUCGACUCGAUGUGGUACUAAAUUAUUUUGAUGAACAAAUAAAAUGAAAUUUCUGAUUGGAGCCGUGUAACGUCGUUCUGCUUGUAUUACCUGUGUGUUUCGUCGUCGUUCGUGCAUCGUUGUUUGCCAUUUAAUUUUUCAUUUCAAUCCAUUGGAUAAAUAAAACCUUGUAGCAAUCACGAUACUUGGGCGUUCUGUUCUUUUGGGGAACUCCCUGUGUGCGUGUUGUUUCAAAUUCAAUGGAAAUUCUUCGUUUUCUUCUCCCGACAGAAUUGUACAGAAGCAAAAAAAAAAAAGAAAAAGAAAAACAGAAAAGAGGUACUUUGAAAAAUCGAAGUCGGCCUUUCUUUCUUUCUCGAAUGACCGACGUACUCCCAGCGAGGAUCUCUUUUUCCUCUGGACGAGCAAUGCGUACGAUUUAACUCUCGAGAGACGCGGUAGUCGGAUACGGGGUCGCUUUGACCCACGAUGAUGUCAUUAUAAUAAUUGUAUACAAAGCUUAAAAUAUAUUUAAGUAUAACAACUGGGUCGAAAUGACUCCGCAUUCGGCAUGCAAAUACGUUAGGUCAGUAAAGGUUUAAUUAACCCUGGGUACGCCGAAUGCUAGGUCAUUUUACCCCAGUGUGGAUCGUAUACCGUGGUCAAAAUGAGCCCUGCAUUCGGCGUUCCAAUUUCGCAGUACAUGCAUGUCAGUAUUUUACAUUUAUAAUAGAGAGAGAGAGAGCGAGAGAGAGAGAGAGAGUGUGUGUGUGAGAGAAAAGCUUAACACAGGACACGUAUACACACACGAAACAUAAUAUGUAUAUAUAUGUACACAAUUCUGUGUAUAUAUACAUAAUUGUGUAUAUAUAUGUAUAUAUAGACACACGAAUAUAUUAAUUGUAAUUGAAACGAAAAAAAAAUGAAAAAAAAACCACGCGUACCGAACAGAUAAUUGAAUUGUUCGGUGUUUAUACGUAGAAUGACGUAAUAAAAGUAAUGUCGUAGCUGCUUUUCGUAAAUUUCGUCGCACUUGCUUUAGUCGACUUUUUUCGCUUUUUCUACCCGCCCAUCGCGAAAUGAUACUGACACGUUUCAAGUAGAGUAACGAUUCAAGUGUUGUCAUCAUUUGUGAUAUACAUAUAUAUAUAUAUAUAUAUAUAUACACACACGUAAUAAGUGAAUUGAGCUUUCAUUGAAACCCUUGCGUUGUGAGUUUUAGCAGAGAUUUAAAUGAACCCUAUGUAACAGCGACUGAAAGAAAGAUGGGAGUUGAUAAGUGUUUCAUAAGUAGGGCUCAUUGCAAUAUACAUAUGUGUCAAUUUUAAUUGAUUUUGUUUUAUGAAUUUAACAUGAGAACAGCCUGAGCUGUUGUAUCUUACGUAUACAGGUUUUAGAAAAUUUUUAAAGGAUCUCCAAUUAUAUGAAAUAUUGUGAUAUCUUAUAACAACAAAUAAGUUCGAAUAUUUUAUUGUGAUUACAGCUAUUAUAGUCUUAAUUCUGCGUUCCACCUGGAAUAUAGGAUACCAUUGUACUUUUAAUUCUUUAUAUUUAUGUAAAUAUAUACUUAAGACAACUGCUCAGACAUGUGACUAUACAUGUGCAUGUUAUAUUCGUAAAAGGAAGUUUAUUAAAAUUGAUUUCAAUCCUG
Molecule: messenger RNA, 4593 nt
Organism: Osmia bicornis bicornis
Lineage: Eukaryota; Metazoa; Arthropoda; Insecta; Hymenoptera; Megachilidae
Gene: Lis-1
Product: lissencephaly-1 homolog
Exons: 7
Coding region: 229-1461 (410 amino acids)
Molecular function (GO): protein binding
Source: RefSeq, a predicted model, not a curated record